AUGGAUGUUAAUGCAAUUCUUUAAGAGAGGAAGCGAUUAAGUAAUUUUAGUGUAAUUUAGGAAUUUAAAAGGAGAAAAUAAAGGAGUGCUAAUUAUAAAGGAAAUUUAGACAGAAAUAAAAAUACUAUAAUUAAGAAUUGACUGAGAAAUUAGGUAAGGAUAUGCUAGCUGAAAAAAAGCAAUAAUUCUAUCAAGAUGUAUGUUAUUCAAAUUAACAAUAAAGCUGUUUACUUCAAAAAUAAAUGAAUGUGAAGAAAACUAAUAAAUCAAGUAAUUUGAAAUCCAAAAGCAUAAUAAUAAUUAAGAAAAUAAAUAGGCAAAAAAAAACAAAAGAGAAAGAAAACUAAUUAAAAGGGUUUUUACUUAAAAAAAUGAGAAAGGAUAACCUAUUUUAAAAAAUUAUUUAAAUUUAAUGAUCAAGAAAAUAGAAAAAGAAAAAUUCAAUAAGAAUUGA
This is a messenger RNA of Paramecium primaurelia, 454 nucleotides long. Lineage: Eukaryota; Ciliophora; Oligohymenophorea; Peniculida; Parameciidae. The record is from the annotation of a GenBank genome assembly.